UUUGUUAUCGCUUUCAUAGGAAAAUGAAGAAGGUGACCCUGACUUGGAGACAUCUUAGCCGGUACGCGAGUGUGGAGUUUGUUUACGUGGUGAGUGCGUCUCAGCUGUUGGACAUCUCUGGAGAUUUUCGGUUGGUGGCACUAAUAGCGGUUUUGGGCUAACACAAAGGAUCACUGAUGCCGCUUCUGAAGCCUGUUGAUCGGCUGGAGAAGUUAUGUAGCUGGAAAAUAGCAAAUCACAUGUUUAGUGUUUUUUCAUCAUGGUAUAAGGGUGAAAAAGGUGGCAAAUGUACCAUUGGUUUGGAAAAUACUAGACUUGACAAUAGAAAUGUUGUUGGCAAUCAGAUUAAUGAUGGAAUACUAGAUGAAACAUUCAAUAUUUUGGACUAUGGUGGUAGUAUGCAAGUGGACUGGCAUUAUAUCGAACCCUUGACCUACAGUGAUGUAUAUGAGAGCAACAAAGAAAUUGAUUAUUCCAGAGCUGGUUAUUUUACUCCCGUUCCAGAGCAGUACAGAACAGUUAAUGCUGUUACCCAGUGGUUAGCCAGAGAAGUCAGAAACUUUUUAACAUGCAAUUUAGCUCCUAGAUUUCAUGAAGAAAUCUUAGUAACUGUGAUAAAUGUGAUUGCAUCUAGAAUAGAAAUUCCAAGACCAAAAGAAAAGAUAAGAGUUUAUGAGGAAGACUUGGACUUUCUAAAUACUUUAGGCUUUCUCCUAAGUUCAUGCUUAAGAUGUCUGCUGACAAAGGGCGUCGCAGCCUUGGAUCUCUCUCAUGUAUCACACUUGUUGAAAAGAUGGAAGUUGCUUUGUUGGGAAGGCCAAACCAUUAAAAGGAGUGGUGAAGUCUGUGAAAGCCCAUAUUUUGAUAUAUUUAGUUAUGCUUUUGAUGCUGAUAUUUCAGGGCUAAGAACACUGAGGUUCAUUAAGUUGCCCCAUUUUGUUCAUAAUAGUUUUGUAAGGAAAAUUGCAUACUUGUGUCCCAAUCUAAAAAUACUGAUUUUGCGAUGUUCUGCAGACUGUGCCAAUCCAAAGUAUAAUGUUCCAGUUGUUACUAAUGUUGAAGUUCUUUAUGGGGACGUUUUAUUCUCUCGUAAUGGACAAAUAAGACUUACACCUGGGUGCAGGGAUUUGGUGACUCUUGCAUUACCUGAGGGUGUUGAGACUUUAGACAUUACUAGCGAUGCUAUUGAGAUAUUGGCAUGUAUGCCAAACCUCGAAUAUCUUGUUGGAGCACCCAUGAUUUAUGUAACUGAAGAAUUUGAAGAUGUUGUAAAACUGCCUAUUCCACAAAAACUAACCAAUUUUCAUCAUGGUGCUUAUCCAAAAUCUAACUGGCCUUCAUUUGUUUAUGAGGAAUCUAUGCAGGAGCCAGAUCCAGAAUACUUGUCAAAAGUUUUUACACAGGUUAAAGAAGUUGGUAUUUAUGCACCAACUGAAGUAACCGAGAAAGUUUUAAAAAGUUUUUCAAAAGCUCAAGACAUUACCAUUUUCACAGAUGAUUUUGAUGUUCAUGGUAAAUACUUGAAAAACUUAACAACACUAGAUAUCAAUGUAGGAUAUCAAGAGGAAUGGCCUAUCCUUAUCUCCCUCUGUCAGACUUCUCCAAAAUUAGAACAGUUAACACUUAGAUCUUUUUCACUACAGAUGAGUGGCUCUCUUGAUCAAAAACCCAAGUUUCCCUUGCUGCACACACUUAAGUUUCAUGGCCAGAAUGUACUUCACGAUGAUGCUCUCUUAACCUUUAUUCGUGGUUGUCCACUCCUCACAACAUUUGUCCUUUCAAUGAUCACAGAUGAGGAUGGCGAAGGUCAGUUAGAUGAUGAUAUUUUGCUCCGAGCUGCACCAUUGUUAUCUAACAUUCAUAAAUUUAUUUAUAAAGUUCAAAGUGCUCUGAGAACUAUGGAUGGAGUACCCUCAAGUCUUACAAUGAAGUCUUGUGAUGCCUUAAUUAGUGCAUGUCCACAACUUGCUUACAUAGGACAGUUGGAAACGUGGAAGGUGACCAGGUCUGAAAUAGUUGCGUUACAAGAGAAGAUCAGAAAGAAAAACUGGGAUCUAGAGAUUAUAUGACAUGUGUAAAAUAUGGCUGUUUCUAGUGUUGGUAAUUUUUCUCAUCAAAAUUGUCUAUACUGUAUAGAAACAUACAAAUUCUGUUUCAGAAGUGUAUAGGAAUGUACUGUACUACAAAUAAAAUUAUUGUUUGUAAUUAUUGUAAAUGCUGUAUGCUUUUGAGUUUUGGUCUGGCUGUGUCAUUUGUGCAGUUGUGUAAAAUAGUUAUACAAUAAAGGUAAAAUUUUCAUACA
Procambarus clarkii (red swamp crayfish) is the source of this 2302-nucleotide messenger RNA. RefSeq lists its product as uncharacterized. Lineage: Eukaryota; Metazoa; Arthropoda; Malacostraca; Decapoda; Cambaridae. The record is from RefSeq and is a predicted model, not a curated record.